AUGGGAUCCGCGCAUAUCCUCGUUGACUUGGCUGCCGUCGUCAAAGCUUCCCGGAAUGUCGCCUCGAGACACCUGGAGCUUCGUACGAGGCAGAUCGAUCGCUAUGGCCGAACCUCCAGCAUCGUGCGGUCUCUGGGAGGGGAUAGGAAGCCACCGCAGUCCGCAGCUGCCAACGCGCCACCCGGAGAUGGUCGCGAGCAGCCUGCAGGGGAGAAUGCGCCAACAGUCCAGUCUGGUGCGGUGCACGAGGAGUUGGGACUGCAGGGUCAACAGCAGUCCAAUGUGCCCGAGAACUUGCCAUUGAGUGGUAUGCAGAGCGAUGGUGCCAUGCCUUCAACGACAGAGCAGCAGCAGGAGGCCCACCCGAAUCUCUUCCGCCGCAGCGAACCACCUGAGGAUGCGACCAUACAGCGUCCUCAGUCCAUCACACCAAACCAGAGUGCCAUAUUGGCACAGUUGAAGGAGAAAGUGAACGAGGCUGGCAAGCAGGACGAUGAUAGGUCAUCAUUUCUAGCGGACGCUCCACCGGAUGCCAAUGUCAACAUCUUCCACACGAGUCGCGGAUCUCAAAUGCUUGAGGGUCAGAAGGAUGCCGUGGGACAGAAGCGGCCCAAGGGAGCACCUUCCAAGCCCAGCUGGUUUAAAGACUUCGGCCACGAUAAAGAGAAGACGCAGAAAGAGGACACAGCACCGUUACCUUCCGUGGCCGAGACCGCUGCGAGACAGGGGAUGUCACCUCUAGAGGAAAGCGCAAUAGCAGCGGCAGAUGUGGCUGUUGGGAGCCCAUUGGCACGAAACCUGGAUUCCAGUAUUGCUGAGGCCCAGGAAACAGCAGGUUCACCGUCGCCCUCUAUUGCGAAGACGAUCUGGGGACAAGGACCAACACCUGUUGAGAAAAGCGCGCUGUCGGUUGAUACGCCAGAAACGACGAUGCGAGAAAACACACCAGAUACUUCAGCCCAACAGAGUACAGAAAACAAAGAGUCUGAAAGCCGGCAAGUAGUGGAGGAACAUACCCAAAUGGUCAACGAAGUACUGUCGAAAGCAGAACAAUAUGUACCAAAACAGUCAGAUCCCAUAUCUGCUGCUACUACCAGCGAAGAACCCACCAAGCCAGCAUAUUCUCUCCGAGAGUCGAAAGUACCAGCUACUCGGAUAAGCAGGUUAUGGAACUAUGGAGGGCUCGCGGCUGGGAUGCUCGGCGGAGCAAUCACCGAAGGCUUCAGCAGGGGGCUCGGCGGCGGCGGGCAAGGUUCCGUCAUGUUCAGUCCCGGAAACAUGGAGAGACUGGUGACCAAGUUAUCGCGCAUGAGAGGAGCCGCACUGAAGCUGGGCCAGAUGAUGAGCUUCCAGGACUCGAAGAUGCUCCCUGGGCCCAUUCAGGAGGUCCUCCAACGCGUGCAGGACCGCGCCGAUUACAUGCCAGCCUGGCAGCGAGACCGCGUACUCACGGCUAGCCUGGGCCCUGAAUGGCGGGAUCUAUACGGAGAGUUUGAGGAGACUCCCAUGGCCGCGGCGUCCAUCGGACAGGUACAUCGUGCUACGCUCAAGUCGACGGGUGAGCAAGUCGCAGUCAAGAUCCAGUUCCCCGGUGUCGCCGACUCCAUCAACUCAGACCUCGAUAACCUAUCUAUGCUCCUGACCGCGUCAAAGAUGCUGCCCAAGGGCCUCUAUCUGAACAAGACCAUCGACAACGCACGGACAGAACUGGGCUGGGAGUGCGACUACGAGCGCGAAGCCGAGUGCGGGAGGCGCUACAAGGAGCUCCUGGCCGACGAGCCGGACGUCUUCACCGUGCCCAAUAUUUACAGUGAGGCGUCGGGCAGGCACGUGCUGACGAUGGAGUUCAUGCACGGCACGGGCGUUACGCGGGCGGCGCCCUCGCUCACGCAGGAGCAGCGCGACUGGAUCGGCACGCAGAUCCUGCGGCUGUGCCUGCGCGAGAUCGCCGAGUUCCGCUUCAUGCAGACGGACCCGAACUGGACCAACUUCCUGUACCACGGCGCGACGCACAAGCUCGAGCUGCUCGACUUCGGCGCCUCGCGCGAGUACCCCCAGGAAUUCGUCACGCAGUACGUGGGCUUACUAGAAGCGGCGGCGCGCGCCGACAAGCCCGCUGUCAAGGACCUGAGCGAGCGCCUGGGCUACCUGACGGGCCACGAGAGCCGCGCGAUGCUGGACGCGCACACGGCGAGCAUCCUGACGCUGGCGGAGCCGUUCCUCGAGUCGGCGCCCGCGGUGUACGACUUCCGCGACCAGACCAUCACCGAGCGCGUCAAGGCGCUGAUCCCCGUCAUGAUCCGCGAGCGCCUGAGCCCGCCGCCCGAGGAGACGUACAGCCUGCACCGCAAGCUGAGCGGCGCGUUCCUGCUGUGCGCGAGGCUGGGGAGCAGGGUUAGGUGCCGCGAGAUGUUUGUGCGCGCGCUGGAGAAGAUGGAGGAUGUUGGGGCGAAGUAG
This is a messenger RNA of Anthostomella pinea, 2457 nucleotides long. Lineage: Eukaryota; Fungi; Ascomycota; Sordariomycetes; Xylariales; Xylariaceae. The record is from the annotation of a GenBank genome assembly.